UGGGAGAAAGAAAUGUGGGGAAGAUGGAAUUCCGGAGCGCUCCUCCGCUUCCUCCUUUCCCCCGGCUGGGGGGAGAAUUGGGCUUCUGCAGGUCAGCAGGGAAGAGAUCCCCAGUGUCCCUUGAGGAGGUAGCCGUGUCCUUCACAGAGGAGGAAUGGGCUCUGCUGGAUCAAAGUCAAAGAAAAGUGUUCUGGGAAGUGAUGGAGGAAAAUUACGACACCAUGGCCUCUCUGUGGGACUACAUUUCCCAGAAGGACUUGCAAGCACCAGAGAGGUCCACCCUGUGCUUUCUCGGUGUUGAGAGAAUGUUUUUACCUCAAAGUGGAGAAGGAACUGUAUGGGAUAUGAAGUUCCACCAAGCCUCUGUUCUAUCUUGUUUCCCCUGGCUGGUGGGAGAAUUUGGCUUUUGUACAUCUGCAGGAAAGAGAUACCCCAUGUCCUUUGAGGAGGUAGCCAUUUCCUUCACAGCAGAGGAAUGGGCUCGCCUGGAUGCAGGCCGAAGAAAACUCUACUGGGAUGUUACAGAGGAAAAUUACGAGAAUGUGGCCUCUCUAGUCUUAUCCGUCGGGAUCUGGGUGGUUCGAAGUGGCACCCUCGGGACCCCGAACCGGAACCUAUUCUGGUGAAGGGGCAGAAACAUCACGAAGUGAAGGAGAUUCUCAAUGCUAAAAUUCAAAGAGGGGUUCUGCACUAUUUGGUCCGCUUUCCUCCCAGCUGUGAUGAGUGGGUGAAAUACUCUGAUCUCAAAGCUCCACGACUACUUAAACAAUUUUACCUACUGCACCCAGACAAACCCCGAGCAAGAGCUUGGGGGGGCAGUAUGUCAGACUAUGCUUCAUUGAAGUUACCUAUGCUUUAUGAUUAUAUUUGAUCCAU
Heteronotia binoei (common prickly gecko) is the source of this 876-nucleotide messenger RNA. RefSeq names its product zinc finger protein 560-like. The record is from RefSeq and is a predicted model, not a curated record. Lineage: Eukaryota; Metazoa; Chordata; Lepidosauria; Squamata; Gekkonidae. Gene Ontology annotation, biological process: regulation of DNA-templated transcription. The transcript is spliced from 5 exons. Bases 24 to 626 code for a protein of 200 amino acids.